Molecule: messenger RNA, 639 nt
Organism: Microthlaspi erraticum
Lineage: Eukaryota; Viridiplantae; Streptophyta; Magnoliopsida; Brassicales; Brassicaceae
Source: the annotation of a GenBank genome assembly
AUGGCUUCAAAGAUCUCAUCCGCUCUUGCUCUUUUCUUUGCACUCAACAUCCUUUUUUUCACCUUAACCGCUGCAACUGAUUGUCGCUGCAGCCCAAGUCCAAAGUCCAGGCCACUCCCAACUCCUUCGUUCCCGAGACCUAGCCCUAGGCCGCUAGUCCCAAGUCCUAACCCUAGGCCGCUAGUCCCUAGUCCUUCGGUCCCAAGUCCUAAUCCUAGGCCGUCGGUCCCAAGUCCUUCAGUCCCAACUCCAUCGGUUCCAAGUCCUUCAGUCCCAACUCCAUCAGUUCCAAGUCCUUCAGUCCCAACUCCAUCGGUCCCAAGCCCUUCAAUCCCAACUCCAUCGGUCCCAAGCCCAAGCACCCCUGACUCAUCAAGAAACUGUCCUAUAGAUACCCUCAGGCUCGGUGUAUGUGGAAACGUCCUAAGCGGUCUACUCAAUGUGCGGUUGGGUCAACCAUCAGUCCAACCAUGCUGCUCACUCAUCCAAGGUUUGGCUGACCUCGAUGCUGCGGUUUGUCUCUGCACUGCUCUUAGGGCUAACGUUCUCGGCAUCAACCUUAACAUUCCAGUAUCUCUUAGCGUUCUUCUCAACGCUUGUAACAAGAAUAACCUUCCGUCCGGUUUCCAGUGCGCUUAA